AUGGUUGAAUAUCCAAAAAUAUCAGAAAUAUUAGCAGAUACAGGUUCAAUAAUAUCUUGGAUACUUUCAAUAUCAUUUAUUGUAUCAAAAUAUAAUGAAAAUAUUUGUUUAUAAAAAACAUAAAAAGAAGUUAUUUAAAUGUAUUAUAAUGAUUUUAUUGAUUUUAAAAUAAAAAAGAAUUUGUUAGGAAAAAUAAAAAGUGUAAAUUAUAAAGAAAAAGAAUAUGAUCCUUAAAAAUCAGAAGAAAUAUUAUAAAAAUUAGAUUAAAUUGUUAUUGAAAAAAUGAAUUAUUUAAAUUUAUAAAAUGAAGUAGCUAAGUAAAUAUUUUUUAUUAAAUUUAAUUUAGAUUAUAAUAAAUUUUAUAAGAACAUUUAGGAUUAGAAAAAAUUAAAAAAUAUUUAGAAUCUAAAUCUAAAUUAGAACUUCUUUUUGAUAAAUUAGGUGUACCUGAAAAAAAAAUCCAGUCUGUUAAUUAAAUAGUAAUUUAAUUAAAACUAAAAAGCUUCCAACUGAUUAAUAAUGCAUGAGGGCUUCUUAAUUAUAGGUGAAUUCCGAAACAGAAACAUUUUAAUAAAUGCAAAAUACUUUAGAUCAAGAAUUAGAAGAAAGAAUUGAGCUAUUAGCAAAUAAAAAUAUUAGAUAGAUAUAAAAACAAGGCCCUUAAAACCUUUAAUAAAGUUUAAAUAUUAAUUUACAAGUAAUAAAUCUUGAAUAAUCAUAAUUGUCGUCUCUGAAAUGA
Messenger RNA from Paramecium sonneborni, 739 nucleotides. The record is from the annotation of a GenBank genome assembly. Lineage: Eukaryota; Ciliophora; Oligohymenophorea; Peniculida; Parameciidae.